Molecule: messenger RNA, 1665 nt
Organism: Aedes aegypti (yellow fever mosquito)
Lineage: Eukaryota; Metazoa; Arthropoda; Insecta; Diptera; Culicidae
Gene: Dsk
Product: drosulfakinins
Exons: 1
Coding region: 1035-1481 (148 amino acids)
Source: RefSeq, a predicted model, not a curated record
GACCUUCAGUAGUUUGUUUGUCGUCCCUGGAGCACCAAAACCAGACACCACACCUGGAUUUACUUCCCUCGACGAAUUACGAAAUAAAAUGAGUGGAGCACCCACGAGGGUGAUUCAACUCGCAAAGGAAAAAAGCCAAAAGUUCUUUGCCUCGGAAUCGGAAAAGUUUUCUUAUAAAAUCGACAAAUUUCUUACUGUGUACCAAGGUUAUAACCAAAUUAAACCGAGGGUGUUUCCCAAACGGCUGACCACCAUGUUUUCGAAGGAUGUAGUUGCUACGGAAGACAAACGGGAUUACUUUAGCAGCCCACCAUCAUCUACCUCUUCGCUGAGGAGACACCAACGCGAGAGGGGCCUAAGGGAAGGAGAUGUCGACACCAGUAGCAAAAUUCGAAUCGUUCUUCCAGCACCCCAAUCAGAAACCAAUCGGUCAACUUCGACACCUACCAUCACCUUAAGAUCGUUAGUUACACCACGCACAAGAAGGGCAGUCCACGCCGCUGCCGGACCAAAAACUCCUUCCAAAGUAAUGCUCACCAAUCCGGAGAGGGGAAAUGAAGCCAUAUUGUGCCCCAGUGUAAUGUUAACCUAUCAGGAGGGAUUGUUCCGCAAGGAUCGGGACAUGGUCCGAAACGACAUUGACGUGUAACUCAUGCAGUUGUCUUGGAUAAAUACCUAAUUUAAGUGAAAUAAAUGUUAAUGUGUAAAGUCUCAUCAUCAUUCGCAUUCACUCUUCAAAACCGAGAAAAUCCUGAAAAGCUCAGCGCGGAAAAAUAACUCAUCAAACCAGCAAUGACACUAAUUCGAUUUUCUCAACAUUUUGCGCGCCACGAUGAAUGAAGAAUGUUAAAAUCUUCCCCUUGCACCAGCCGCAUUAACAGACUCUCGAUGAUAGGAAAAAUAUGACGCUGAUGAACCAAUCCUCUAUGAUAAAUAUAAAAGCAGCUGAAUGAGCUUUUGAACCAACCAGUCAUCUUCUGGGACUGCUCCUGGGCCCACAGACAAUCUUCCAACAGUUCCGAUAUCCCACCAGGAUGGCUCGCCUAACGUUAUCAAUCCUAAUUUCGCUCACCAUCUACUUCACGUACCAGGCCGUGGCCAGUGAAGCUCUUUCGACCAGUGGUGUUAGAAGCAGCAGUAAUUCACAAUCCACCAGGAGUUCGGAGGCAAUGGAAAGUCUUCUGGGUCGAGAUGAUGGACUGAACAAAUUGCAAAGUGUGUGGUUCAAGAAUGUUUACAGUCGAAGAUCUGCUGGGCCCGUUGGUCCGGGCCAUAUCGGAACGUACACCGUACUGCAGAGGUCUCCAGCCGGGGGUUCGAAACUACCCCUAGCUUACGUGGCCGACAUCAACUUCAUCGACGACGAGGACAUCGAAAAGCGGUUCGACGAUUACGGCCACAUGCGCUUCGGAAAACGUGGGGGUGGUGGCGAAGGGGAACAGUUCGACGACUACGGCCACAUGAGAUUCGGAAGACGGUAAAUCUUCGCGCGGAUCCGAUAGAUGAGUGUUGGUUCGUCAUCGACCUUCAACUCGUCUUAUUGUGCAACUCUUGGCGUGGCGGCUGGUGACUUCUCUUCGUUUUGGGUUUUAUAGGUGCAAAAUGAGCAAAUUACAGAACCAUUGUGUGUGUGGAUACAACUGAAUAAAAUGUGAACAAAAACAA